This is a messenger RNA of Achroia grisella, 3235 nucleotides long. It is a transcript of the gene Pi3K59F, whose product is annotated as phosphatidylinositol 3-kinase catalytic subunit type 3. Gene Ontology annotation, cellular component: phosphatidylinositol 3-kinase complex, class III, type I; phagophore assembly site; peroxisome. The transcript has 17 exons. Gene Ontology annotation, biological process: autophagy of peroxisome; phosphatidylinositol-mediated signaling; phosphatidylinositol-3-phosphate biosynthetic process. Lineage: Eukaryota; Metazoa; Arthropoda; Insecta; Lepidoptera; Pyralidae. Gene Ontology annotation, molecular function: 1-phosphatidylinositol-3-kinase activity. Bases 175 to 2949 code for a protein of 924 amino acids. The record is from RefSeq and is a predicted model, not a curated record.
UCUCAAGAAAUAUAUCAUAACAAUAUAUAAUCAUAAAUCCUUAAUUUCAUGAAUUCUAAACUCAAAUUGAGAAUACAGAUUAAUUUAAUAUUUGUGUGUUACAUUUUUGUGGACAUAUAUAAUGGAUAUAUAAUCUUAGUUUAGUGCUGUAAAUUAUAAAAAGUAACCAUCACAAUGAACGAAAUUGACGACAAAUUUUAUUAUGUGUACAGCUCGUCUCUCGACCACAAGGUUGAAAUAAAGAUUGGGACAUUGGAAGGCAAACGCACUAAACCUGAAUAUGAUAAGUUGCUCUCGGACCCCAUGCUCAAGUUCUCAGGACUCUAUCAGGAAGGAUGCUCAGAUCUGUAUGUGACAUGCCAAGUCCUCAGUGAUGGAGUGCCGCUAGCACUGCCUGUCACUACAUCAUAUAAAGCCUUUACUAAUAGAUGGAACUGGAAUGAAUGGGUGACCUUGCCAGUAUACUUCAGUGAUUUGCCUCGGAAUGCAACCCUGGCUAUGACCAUAUAUGACUGUGCAGGGCCAGGAAAAGUUAUGAUUGUGGGAGGCACCACUAUAUCCUUGUUUGGAAAACAUGGUAUGCUGAGACAGGGCAUGUUCGAUCUGCGAGUGUGGCCGGGAGUUGAAGGUAGCGAGAAGACGCCGGGUAAAGCACCUGACCGCGGCAAAGAGCAGAUGCAACGACUUGCCAAGUUGGCGAAGAAACAUCGCAAUGGACAUAUGCCUAAGGUUGACUGGCUGGACAGAUUGACAUUUAGAGAAAUUGAAAUGAUAAACGAGAAAGAGAAAAGAAGUUCUGACUACAUGUAUCUUAUGAUUGAGUUUCCUACAGUCCAAAUAGACGGUAUCAAUCACGCCGUGGUGUACUACGAACAGGACGGUGAUGAAAUGUAUCAGUUCCGCGCACAAGCUGAGAUCGUUACCGUUCCAGACUACGAGAUAUUACAGGAGAACCUGGUGGAGAGCAAGCAGCAUCGGCUGGCGAGAUCGCUGCGGUCAGGAGUGUCUGGCCGAGACGCCAAGCCCACCGCCGCAGAGCGCGACCAGCUCGCCGCGCUGGUGGCUGCCCCGCCCGCCGCCGCCCCGCCUGCCGCAGACCAGGACCUCGUGUGGAAGUUCAGAUUCUACCUUUCGUCCCACAAACGAGCUCUUACGAAGUUUCUGGAGUGUGUCAAUUGGAACCGCCCAGGCGAGGUACGCCAAGCCUUGUCUAUGAUGAAACAGUGGGCGCCGAUGGACGUCGAAGACGCUUUAGAACUACUCACGCCUAAGUUCACACAUCCGGCUGUUAGGAAGUAUGCAAUAUCUCGCUUGAAACAAGCACCCGACGAGGAUUUGCUUCUCUACUUGCUACAAUUGGUGCAGGCCUUGAAGUAUGAAGACUAUUUGGAAAUACAGGAAGAGUGCGUGAGGAUCUGUGGGAAGGAGGCGAUAGCAUAUUCAGAGGUGGAUGGAAAGCUUGUGCAGAGCGGACAGCGAGGCAGCCAAGCCAGCCUGCUCUCUGUCUCAGGGGUGCUGACGUCCAGCGAGACUUCGACGUCGACGAGCAGCCCUCGGAGUGCGGGGGCGGCGGGGGCUGCGGGGGGCGCGGGGGCGGAGGCGGCCGCCGCCGCGGAGGAGGACGGAGACUCCGCACUGGCCUCGCACCACUACGGGGCGUGCGAGGGCUCGGAGGGGUGUGAGGGCGCGGAGGGCGAGGAGGGGUCCCUGGCGCGGUUCCUGGCGGCGCGCGCCAGCAGCAACAGCGUGGUCGCCAACUACCUCUACUGGUACCUGCUGGUCGAGUGCGAGGACCAGGACGGGGCGCAGUCCGCCGCCCGCCCCAUGUACCUCACAGUCAUGAGGAUCUUCUCGCAGCGACUCGCCAGGGGCAAUGCAGACCACCAAAGAACACGCUUGUUCCUCGCUCGGCAACAAGUAUUUAUAGACAAACUAGUGAAACUAGUCAAAACGGUCGCCAGGGAGAGUGGCAACCGCAACAAGAAAGCCGAACGUCUCCAGCAACUCCUGGCAGACCCUGAUGCCUUCAAAUUCAACUUCACAAACUUCGAACCGAUGCCGUUCCCUCUAGACCCAAAUGUGACCAUCAAAGGUAUAGUCGCUAAAAAGGCGAGCCUGUUCAAAUCAGCUCUAAUGCCGUCGAAGCUCACCUUCCUGACCACAGAAGGGAUGGAGUACGAGGCUAUAUUUAAACAUGGCGAUGAUCUCCGUCAAGAUCAGUUGAUUCUUCAAAUGAUUACGUUAAUGGAUAAGCUGUUGAGACGAGAGAAUUUAGACUUGAAGUUAACUCCAUAUAAAGUACUAGCGACCAGUUCCAAGCAUGGUUUCCUGCAGUUCAUAGAGUCUGUGACUGUAGCAGAUGCGCUGACGACUGAAGGCAGUAUACAGAACUUCUUCAGGAAACACAAUCCGUGUGAAAGUGCGCCGUAUGGAAUCAAACCUGAGACCAUGGACACGUAUAUACGCAGCUGUGCCGGUUAUUGUGUGAUCACAUACUUACUUGGUGUCGGCGACCGUCACCUCGACAACUUGCUGCUGACGAAGUCUGGCGCGCUGUUCCACAUCGACUUCGGGUACAUCCUGGGACGGGAUCCGAAGCCGCUGCCACCUCCGAUGAAACUCAGCAAGGAGAUGGUGGAAGCAAUGGGUGGUAUACAUUCGGAGCAUUACCACGAGUUCAGGAAGCAGUGCUAUACAGCCUUCUUGCACUUAAGGAGACAUGCCAACCUGAUGCUUAACCUAUUCUCUCUGAUGGUGGACGCAUCAGUACCGGAUAUUGCACUAGAACCGGACAAGGCUGUGAAGAAAGUUCAAGAUAAAUUGAGACUGGACCUGGGUGAUGAGGAAGCCGUCCACUACCUCCAGAACCUGCUGGAUAUGUCGGUCACAGCUGUGAUGGCUGUUCUCGUUGAACAUUUCCAUAAAUUUGCUCAAUACUGGCGUAAAUAAUACAUUCAUCACUAUUUUGUACGUUUCUAAAUUUUUAGUCUCCAUUUUUUUAUAUCCACCCUGCAGCAUAUCUAUAUUUUUAUCCAACUUAAAAAAGUGGAUAAUUUUCAAAUCUGCUAUUUAUAUGUGUCUAAAUAUUUUUCUACACUUAGCAGUUAAUCUAGAUUUUUCAUUUGGCUUUCAAAAAUGGAACAUUCUGAUAUUAACUGUAUUUCUUUUUGUUAUAUCAGAACUUUCUUGUAAGUAAAUAGAUUUCGACGAUUCUGUACUUAUUUGAAAGUUGAUG